This is a messenger RNA of Chironomus riparius, 624 nucleotides long. The record is from the annotation of a GenBank genome assembly. NCBI's taxonomy places the organism in Eukaryota, Metazoa, Arthropoda, Insecta, Diptera, Chironomidae.
UUCUACAAAAUUUUCCAUCAAGGGGCUCAACUUUAAUUUCUACGCAAACAGGGGCUUGCAACUAUCUCGUUCUUUUUUCUCUACAAACUUUACACGUUUGAUAGAAAUGGCCAAGAGUAAAACAGAAAAACGUACCAAAUCAGCUAUAAAUGAGGUUGUGACACGCGAGUGCACAAUCCAUUUAAACAAACGUCUUCAUACAGUCGGAUAUAAGAAACGUUCACCAAGAGCUGUUAAGAUCAUCCGCAAAUUCGCAGAAAAAGAGAUGGGAACAAAGGAUGUGAGAAUUGAUACUCGUCUUAACAAAGCUAUUUGGUCACGCGGUAUUAGAAAUCCACCUUUCCGCGUUCGUGUACGUCUCUCACGUCGUCGUAAUGAUGAUGAAGACUCUCCUAACAAGCUCUACACAUUGGUCACUUAUGUUCAAGUUGAAUCCUUCAAAGAACUCCAAACAGAAAAUGUCGAAUCAGAAGAUUAAAUAUUAUUUUUUGAAAUUCCAUCGAUAUGUUUACUGUAAGUUUGAUCUUUAAAAGCCAGAUGUACUGUCAUCUACAUCAUCAAUAAAAAAUAUUACAAGAACUAAAAAUAAACAAACAGUGAAAGUGAUUUAUUAUUAAAAGUGAU